Molecule: messenger RNA, 2238 nt
Organism: Mesorhabditis spiculigera
Lineage: Eukaryota; Metazoa; Nematoda; Chromadorea; Rhabditida; Rhabditidae
Source: the annotation of a GenBank genome assembly
AUGUCAGCGGGAGAGAACAUCGUCUCCACCACCCUCGUCUUCGACCCCCGAAAUCUGGAGAUUAAGACGAAAAGCAUCGAGCACACCCUCGUGCCGCUCGUCUCACAGAUCACGACCCUGGUGAACUUCAAGGAGUCGGUGCUGUCGGGGGGAAAGCCGAAAUCCGAGCGAGCCAUCAGGGCGGCACUGAAGAUUGGCAGCUCGGUGGAGGCGGCCAUCGAAAGAUUUGUUGCGGUUGGUGAGACGAUAGCCGACGAGAAUCCAGAUAUACAGCCCGAAAUGUAUGAUGCUUGUCACGAGGCCAGGAUGGCUGGGGCUUCGAUCGCGAAUCUGUCUUGUGUGACGGCUGAACAUCUACCAGAAACCGCCGUUCUCGAUAAGGCAGUGCUGGUGCGUGCGAGUCGUCAAUUGUUGUCUUCUGUCACCCGUGUUCUUCUAUUGGCCGAUCGAGUCCUUGUCAAGCAUAUUCUUCGCGCCGAAGAUAAGGUUGCAUACUCGUUGUCACGCCUCGAAUCCACCCGAAAUUUCACGGAAUUCGUGCGUAUCUUUGCGGAAUUCGGCGGCGAAAUGGUGGAUUUGGCCCAUCGAUCCGGGGAUAGACAGCAUGAUCUCAAGAGCGAAAAGCGGCGUACCCAGAUGGCCGUAUGUCGACAAUCCCUCGAGCGAAUGACGAUGCUUCUUCUAACAGCAUCAAAGACUCUUUUGAGACAUCCAGAUUCUGAUUCUGCCCUCCAAUGCAGGGAUGGCGUCUUUCAACAGAUGCGACUGGCGUGUCAACUGAUGGCAAUCUGUAUUUGUGAUGGGGUAUUGCCACUCGAUACGAAUAGAUAUUCACAGGGAAUACUGGAAGAACCACUCGAUAUCGGAAUACAAUUGACUGCUAAUGCCGCUAUCAAACAAUUGACGGAAAUGCUGGAUAUGGUUCGAAUGACAUGUCGUGUCGGCGCUGGGGUCCGUGAGAGACUAGUGGCCGCACUGGAUGCUCUCUGUGAAAUGACACAGGAUUUCACCGACUCGGCCUAUACCCCACAUCAUCAUCGCGAACAAAUAUUGGACUUUUUGGAGGAAUGCCGAUUUGAGAUGACAAAUCUGAUACAACCAGAGAUUGGGACCGAUCGAGAGGACGUAAUGGGCGGAGAUCCACUUCGAAAUGAGGGCCUCGAGGUGACGGUAGAGAGGUUGAGCCGCAGAUUACGAGAUCUAUCGAAACAACUGCAGAUUGUGGCCAUGGAUCAGGUAGCAGAAGUUUUCCGAGCGAACGAAGAUCAAGUCUUGCUCUCCUCGAUUAAGGCGUGUGCCGUUUCCGGUGAUAUUGAUGGCGUGGAAAAGUUUAUGGACAAAUUCCGAGAACACGCAGAACAUAUGCAAGAAGUGUGCCGCCUGCUCCAUCACAUCUCCCUAACUGACGCCCUCCACGUGAAUACGGGCCAUUGCGAGAGAAAUAUGAGGGCACUCGCACCACUUUGUCUACUAGCCGGCCGUACCCUGUGUCUCCAUCCAUCCAGUCGGAUCGCCCGCGAAAAUCUCGAGGUAUUCUGCGAUACAUGGGGCCAGACAGUCAACGAUCUCUCUCGCCUAUCAAAAGAAGCCGAUUCGGCGGCGAGCGGUCGCGUCGCGGCCGAGCGCCAGGCCUACAUGUCACUCCCACGACCAGGGAAACACGGGACGACGACGAAACCGUCGAAACCGAUUACGCUCGAUGUCGAGGAUCAGCAAAAGAUGGCGAAAGUGGGGCUGGAGAUGAAGUUGUUGACAUCGGAAGUGGAUGCUGAAGCCGAGAAAUGGGAUGAAUAUGCCGAGAAUGAUAUUGUUAAGAGGGCCAAGGCGAUGUCUUCCAUGGCAUACAAUAUGUAUUUAUUCACUCGUGGUGAUGGCCCUCUCCGUACAACUCAUGAUCUUUUCACACAAGCUGAAUUCUUUGCCGAACAAGCCAAUAAAAUGUACAAAACUGUCAGGGAAUUCAGCUAUGAGGUGCCCGGCAGUGCAGAAAAGAGUGAACUGUCAUCAAUUCUCGAAAAGAUCCCCGUCCAUUGUCAACAAUUACAGGUGCUUGUGAAGAGUCCGACCGUUGGGAAGACGGCCACUUUUGGAAAGGUGGAUUCUGUGAUUCAAGAAACGAAAAAUUUGAUGAACGAGAUCGCCAAGCUGGUCACCGCCUCUUUUGUCUGUGCCACAAAGUACGAGAUUGAGUUCCGAGGCGGGUCGAUGCCACGAGCUGUGGUUGACGGCGAGGUACGG